AUGCAACCUCCUCGAGGCGUGCUGACGACCAGUCCGGCAGCGCUCAGCCGGCGCACAACAACCGGCCCUUCCUCCUCAAGUGACGCCGCACCCCUUUCCAUCAGCAUCGGACCCACCGACUCGCCACGGCUGCUCUCCCACACCAUCCCUGAGCAGUUUGCCGAGAUCGUCGCCCGCUACCCCGACCAGCCCGCCGUCAUCGCCCGUGCACCCCUCGUCGCUGCGGGCGUCACGGACAUUGCACCGGCCCGCGAGACCGUGUACACCUUCUCGGAGCUCGACCGCGUCUCGGACCAUCUGGCCCACGGGCUGGCCUCGUCUGCCAAGGUCAAAAAGGGCGAUCGAGUUGCCGUCAGCCUCGGCAAUGGGCCCGAGUUCGCCGCCCUCACGUAUGCGCUGUUCAAGCUGGGCGCCGUGCUGGUGCCGCUGAACCCGGCCUUUACGGCCAAGCAGGUCGCGUCGGCGUUGUGCCACUUGGGCGUGGAGGUGCUGAUCAUGGGCGCCGUGACCGACCUGCCGUACAAGCCAGGCCGCGGACGGAGCAACCUGGGCUUGCUGUCCGCGCUCGUCGGCGGCGAAGAUGCCCUGGCCGCGCAACGGGCGGGCGCCAUCCAGUCGCCCGAGGUGCCCACGCUGCGGACGGUCGUCGUCGUCGACAACACGGCCGACCAUCCGGCCGUGGCCGGUGCAGGCGAUUUUGCAAGGCCCGAGGAGCGGCUGGCGGCUCUGACGCCCUUCGCGGCCAUCACGGACGGCGUGGACAUUCUGCGGGCCGACCAGGUCGCGGCGCUGCAGAAGAAGCCGGUCGUGCCCGACGCGCGCCUCCAGGCAUCCGACACGAUCAACAUCCAGUUCACGUCCGGGACGACGUCCCAGCCCAAGGCGGCCCAGCUGUCGCACACCGCCAUCCUCAACAACGGCUAUUUCAUUGGGCAGCGCAUGGAGCUGACCGCCGACGACCGGAUUGUGUGUCCGCCGCCGCUGUUCCACUGCUUCGGCAGCGUGCUCGGCUACAUGGCCACGGCCACGUCGGGCGCCGCCAUCCUCUUCCCCUCCCCCGCCUUUGACCCCGCCGCGUCCCUGCAGAUGGCGGCCGACCACCGCGCCACCGGCCUCUACGGCGUGGCCACCAUGUUCGUGGCCAUGCUGGAGCUGCUCGAGCUCGAGCACGAGCACGAGCACGAGCACGAGCACGAGCACGGCCACGGCGCACCCGACGCAGCCGCCCGCAAGCCCGUGCUGUCGCGCGCGCGCGCCGCCGCGCUGCCCACGCACCUCCGCACGGGCAUUGCCGCCGGCUCGUCCGUGCCCGAGGCGCUCAUGCGGCGCCUCUUUGCCACGCUGGGGCUCAACGACCUCGUCAUUUGCUACGGCAUGACCGAGACCGCGCCCGUCAGCUGCAUGACGACGCGGCACGAUCCCUUGGCGAUGCGCACCAGCACCGUCGGCCGCGUCAUGCCGCACACGACUGUCAAGAUUGUCGACCCAGAGGACUGGACGCGCAUCGUGCCCCGCGGCCAGCCGGGCGAGCUCGCCACCAGCGGCUACCUGGUCAUGGCCGGCUACUACGGCGACGCCGAAAAGACCAGCGAGGUUCUGACCGUGGACCCCGUGACGGGCGAGCGCUGGAUGCACUCGGGCGACGAGGCGUGCAUGGACGCGGAUGGCUACGUCUCCGUGACGGGCCGCAUCAAGGACCUCAUCAUCCGCGGCGGCGAAAACAUCCACCCCCUCGAGAUUGAAAACUGCCUGUUCCAGCACCCGCUCGUGGCCGAGGUGUCCGUCGUCGGUGUCCCCGACCCGCGCCACGGGGAGUCGGUGGGCGCCUUUGUCGUGCCGCACGGUGCUGUGCGCGUGGCUGGUGGAUACAUUGUCGAGAGCGAGCCGUCUGUCAUCCAGCGCGCCGAUGCCGACGACUCGGAUCCAAGCGAGACGCUGUCGCCCGACUUGAUCCGCGCCUGGGUGCGUGACCGCCUCUCCCCGCAUCUGUCACCGAAGCACGUCUUCUGGACCACCAGCUUCCCAAAGACGGCGAGCGGCAAAAUCCAAAAGUUCAAGCUGCGUGACGUGGCCAAGGAACUGCUGGCGGCCGGGGCGGACGGCAGUGACAAAACGUAG
Molecule: messenger RNA, 2118 nt
Organism: Sporothrix brasiliensis 5110
Lineage: Eukaryota; Fungi; Ascomycota; Sordariomycetes; Ophiostomatales; Ophiostomataceae
Exons: 2
Coding region: 1-2118 (705 amino acids)
Biological process (GO): fatty acid metabolic process
Molecular function (GO): medium-chain fatty acid-CoA ligase activity
Source: RefSeq, a predicted model, not a curated record